AUGAGCAAGCGCGAAGACGAGGACGACAGAGAAGCGUUGUCAUUAAAACUAAUGCUCGAACGCAAUGCUCGAAUGCACUCGCGAAAAUCGGUCGAAAACGGACGCAAUUUCCCCGUCCGCGAGAACGAUGUGUUCGUCUCCACGUACCCGAAGAGCGGGACGACGUGGAUGCAAUUUCUCUCACACAACGUGCGUUUGGUCAUCGAAAACGAAUUCCUAGACGAGGCGAAAGCGAUGAACUUUAACGAAAUCACGGAGAAAGUGCCCUGGGAUAUAUUAGCGGAAGAUUGCCGGUCAAUAGGGACGAUUGGUGGCGCGCAGGAUUUACGAGCCGGGCAGAGCAAAACAGACCCGAAGCAUGGGUUGAGGCUGUUCAAGUCGCACGAAAGCGUCGAGGCGAUCGCGAAGAGGAAGGGAAAUGAGACGAUGGCGAGAUACGUGAUCGUGUGUAGGAACCCAGAGGAUGUUUUUCAUAGUUUUCAUCAGUUUUUACCGGCGUAUUGCGGGAUUGACCCGGAGGAGAUUCGCGCGGAGACGUUUUGCGACGCCAUAUUCGCCGGAGCUUCGCACAGCGGGCAAUAUUGGGAAUGGAACAUGGAUUGGUUCCAGUUUGCUGAGAAACAUCCAGAGAGAGUGUUGAUGGUGUGCUUUGAGGAUAUGAAAGAAGAUUUAGCGGGUGUGAUUAGAAAAGUAGCGAAGCUCAUGGGGGAAGACUUCAUCGCGAGAGCGGAUUUAAAGGAGAUGUGUCGUCGCGGGUCGUUCGAGUACAUGCGAAAACACAAGACGAAAUUCGACGACCAUUUCGUGAGGAAUAAGGUGAAGAAACAGAUGGGAAUACCGGACGAUGCGCCGGAGUUUUCCGUGGGGAAAGUCAGGGAGACGGGCGGUAAGAUUGGCGACGGGAAGAAAAAGCUCCCGGAAUCCGUGCAGAAGCGAUUAGAAGAACGCUGGAUGGAAGUGUUCGGUAAGAAAGGCUUCGAUUCGUACGAAAGUUUUCGGAUGCGCAUCAACGAGAUAUGGAAGUAG
This is a messenger RNA of Bathycoccus prasinos, 1026 nucleotides long. RefSeq lists its product with no specific name. The record is from RefSeq and is a predicted model, not a curated record. Gene Ontology annotation, biological process: sulfation. The transcript has a single exon. Lineage: Eukaryota; Viridiplantae; Chlorophyta; Mamiellophyceae; Mamiellales; Bathycoccaceae. The coding region runs from base 1 to 1026 and encodes 341 amino acids. Gene Ontology annotation, cellular component: cytoplasm. Gene Ontology annotation, molecular function: sulfotransferase activity.